Messenger RNA from Vigna umbellata (rice bean), 1280 nucleotides. RefSeq lists its product as uncharacterized. Lineage: Eukaryota; Viridiplantae; Streptophyta; Magnoliopsida; Fabales; Fabaceae. The record is from RefSeq and is a predicted model, not a curated record.
UUUCGCUGUUUCACCACCCAAACAAUUUUCAUAUAUCAUUUCUUUUCUUGUUCCUGUAUUUUCAAACAGGCCAUGAGAGAGAGAUAUAACAUAAAAGCGAGAAAGUCUCUAUAACCUCUCUGAAAUUUUCCUUGAAAAGCAAAGCAAAUUAAUGAAAAUGUCGGUUUCCAUUUUCUUCUUCACACUUCUACCUUUACUAUUCCCCUCUUCUCAUUGCACCACCAUCACAGUUGAUGGAUCUUCAGAGUGGAAGAACCCCACUGUUCACGUUGGAGAUUCCAUCAUUUUCAAUCACAAGCAACACUACAACAUCUACAUUUUCAAGAAUCAGAAUGCCUUUGAUCUCUGCAAUUUCGCACAAGCCACUCUUCUCACCAAUCCCAACACUGCCUCCUACACGUGGCAUCCAUCACGACCUGGUUUCUUCUACUUUAGCUUCAAUGGUGGGUCUCUCAUAGCAUGCCAAGCCUCUCAGAAGCUAGCCAUUGAGGUGACCUCAGCAGUUGUAGCAGCCACACCUCAAGCUUCAGCAUUGCCUCCAUUUUCUGGUGAAGUGUCACCAUCUCCUUUUUUUCCAUGGCAUUUUAAUACUCUACAAGAGGGUUCACCUGGUCCUUCACCUUCAUCAAGUGUGGCAACAGCUCCGUUGGAACCGUAUCAAAGUGGCAGCGUACCCUUCAUCAGCAGCAACCCUGCAGUGCCUCUUCCCACUGAUGAAGUUGACUCUGCUACUCUACACCCUCUUCCCACCUCUAGUAGCCAUCGACAACAGGUGAUGAUUGGAUCAUUUGGACUUGUAGUAGCUGUGCACACAAUUACUUCACUGCUGCUUUAAAAUGAGUGAGAUAGAGAGUGUGAAUAGGGUUUCACCAGGGACUCUGAUUGAGUCUAAAGUAGCUCUAAGAAAUUAUUACACCAUGUAUUAAGAUGCUCUUACAUUAUCUUUCAAUUGGUUUUUGCCACUUUUCUUGUUCUUGGAUUCUGGAGCACAAUUGAUUACCAUAUUUGCUUUGACAUAUAUGCCUCAAAUUAAUCCCCUCACCACAUGUGAGUGUGUCACUUUCUGUGUUCAUAGUACAUUUGGGUCCCCAACAACACCUAUUAAUUCAUAGUGUGUCCAUCCAGCUUAGCCUAGUUGACCAAUGUAUGGUUCAAUAAAGCCACAUGCUGGUGGGGAGCUAUGAAGUGUGCUGUGUUUCUUUUUCACCACUUGAUCACUGACAGAAAUAAAUUGCUGGUCCAAUAAAGCCACCAUUCCCAAGUUAUCCUCAAAACUAGUC